AUGGCCCAAUACGCCCGAGAUGCCAUUGCGAAACACCACUCCGACGCUAUUCACGGUAUUGGGCUCCCCUAUUUGGGCGAUGAGUCCACCGGCCCUGCAGACUGCACGAGCGAGAGUCUCGUGUUGACGGAGACACGCACGCUUGCCCUGGUCGCCGCCUGCAGGUCCAUGGGGGUCACAGUGACUGCAGCAGUCCACGCAGCACUGGCUGGGGUGGUCUUUGACUUGCCUUCUGCGAAGGAGGAUUCGACAGUAACGCACUUCUCCGCCGUGCUCUCGGCAAAUUUCCGAGACUAUCUUCCUGCGCCCUGCGGCGCAGCCUCUCAUGCGUGCACCACGUAUGUCAAUGGCCUCACGCCAGUGGUUCAGAGGGACGCUUCCUUCGUGGACAGGGCCCGCAGCCUCACUCGAGAGUACAAGGAGUGGCACAGCGAUGUGUUCGCAAAGACGAUGCGGCUCCGGUAUCACUACCAUGCAGAGAAGCUACUGGAGGCACCUCCCCAGCCGAUGACACCACCCAGCAACAUAUUUCUCAGCAGCCUCGGAGUUAUCGACAAGCAUCUUGCAAAAGUCUAUUUCUGUCCAAAAAUGGAGCCCUCGGUGGAGGUGACCGACUUUAGCUUCGGUGUACUGCUGUACGCCAUGACUUUUCGAGGAUGUUUCAAGCUCUCUGUCAACUACAACGACGCUUACCAUGAUAGUGCAAGUAUGAAGCGGAUAUUGGUGAACAUCUUGGAGAUGAUGGAGACAAGUCUCGGAUCUUCGUUGACGCUAGUUGAGGUUUGA
Diaporthe batatas is the source of this 786-nucleotide messenger RNA. RefSeq lists its product as uncharacterized. The record is from RefSeq and is a predicted model, not a curated record. The transcript has 2 exons. NCBI's taxonomy places the organism in Eukaryota, Fungi, Ascomycota, Sordariomycetes, Diaporthales, Diaporthaceae. Bases 1 to 786 code for a protein of 261 amino acids.